ACAGCGGUGAGCGGUCAGCCAAUGAGCGUCAGGCAGUCGUCCUGGAUUAUCGGGACAAUUGCUCAGUGUCAGGUAAUUGCCACACUUUAGCAACAUGAAGACCGACCAGAUUCAGUACUCUGAGAAGUACAGCGACGACAAGUACGAGUACAGACAUGUGAUUUUACCAAGUGAUGUGGCAAAAUUAGUGCCAAAAACUCAUUUGAUGACCGAGACUGAAUGGCGCAACCUUGGUGUUCAACAGUCCCCUGGAUGGGUCCACUACCUUGUUCACAGCCCAGAGCCACAUAUCUUGCUGUUCAGGCGAGCACGCACCGACUUGGACAAGGCACAAAGAGCUGAAAAACUGGUGUAAUAAUUUUGAUCUACAUAAUACUUCCUCUCUGACGACGACAUUUUAGCAAACCUUGAUGGCUUAUUCCAAGUAGUUUCUAAAUGUUUUAACCGUUUUUUGACGGAUAUUGAUAUUAGGGUCCACUGGCAUCCGUCGAAGAUCUCGCUUAAAAAUUCAGAAUUUUCAGCCUUUCAUAGAUCAUAAGGAUACAUCUACUUGGGUUACACAAAACGUUAACAAAUGUUUAUUUUUAUACUAUAAAUUCACUUAGUUUUUAUUUUGAAGCAUCUUAGAAGAAACUAUAUACAAAAAGUUGAGUAAUAUUUUUACAAAAAGUAAUUACUAGUACAAAUGUAUGUUCUGCAUAGUGUGUAAGGUUCUGAAGACACGUUGGACUUGAUGUAGCAUAAGUUAAAAAAAAUAUAUAUACUGUACUGUAUGUGCCGAUGUGCAUUUUUUUGUAAAAAAAAAAAAAAAAAAAAUUAAAUUACUAUUUUGCAUGUUGACUUGAUAGUGCCAGUGUAAUGCAAAUAUUCAUGGAGAAUACUAUAGCACAAUUAUUCUACCAUUGCUAAAAUUUGUAUUCUUAAAAUUGCUUGUAGGACAUUUGUGAUAUUCUGAGACAAUUGAAUAUUAUUUAGUAAUCCAAGGCAGAUUAAGAUGAAGAAUGAUCUAUGAUUGGGUUGCCCCAAAAGCUAGUCAUGUAUUAUUGGCAGUAUAAUAAGUUUUUAUAAAGUUGUGCAUUUUAUAUAUUUUAUAUAGCUAUUAUUACCAUCUUUUGGAAAAAUACUUGCUAAAAAAGCUAUGAUACAUAAAGCAUAUGGCUAUUUCAGUGACAGAAUUUAUUCAAAGAUAGGCUUUCAAGCAGUAUAGGAUUAUUUGAAGCAUAGUUAUCACAUUUAUUUUAUACAGAUCUUUAAGAAAACAACGCAUAAUGUCUUUGGGGCAGCCCCAUGGAUUUUGCAUGGUGGUUAUUGUAAUUACCAAUACAAAAUUAAUUAAUUUUGUAUUGUAAAGUUAGCUUUAAAGAACAAAUCAUCAUUGUCAGUAUUUCUUAAGUGAUUUAUUAUAUAUCUUGUUUAUCUCUGUUGGUAACAUUUUCUUAUUAGGCAAAUGGUAUGAAACAGGUUUGCCAAACUUCACAAAUAAAAAAAAGAACAUCCUGGACAGCACUGCAUUUAUUUGAAACUUUAAAUUUACUGACUAAAAGAACUUAAUAAUGGUAUACUUUACACUAGAUGUUUGUGAAAAAUUGGAAAGGAAUUAAAAUACUGUAUUACUGUAUCUACACAUUUGGAAUAAGUGUGUAUGUACAUACUCGCAUAAACAUGUACACAUUUAUACAUGCACACAUUGUACUCUCAUUUGAAUGGGAUAAUUUGGUCAUGCCCCAUUCCAUCCCAAAUUCCAUUGAAUAUAGGCAUGGGCUUGACUUUUUUUUUUUAUUAGAAACUAGAUGGGGUAUCUGGUGUUCAGGUUAACUCCAAAAGCAAGGAGUGCUUGCUUAUUCACUUCAUUUAAGUGUUAGAAGCCCCAGAAUGCAAAUCUGUCAUACUAAUAUAACAGCAAAACUGUUUUGGAAAAGCAAAAAAAAUCUACUACAUGGGGGGGCCCACAUUGGAACCAGCCUCAACCUGCAUAUGACAGUAUCCUACCCCUCACCAUUCACCCUGCAAAGUCGUGCAAGGCUAGCCCCAAGUGCCUGACCUCCAAUCUUGCGCACACACACACACACACACACAAUUUUUUUUUUUUAUAUGUAUAGAUAAUGCAUUAUGUGCUUAAUGUUUUAACCUACACAUGAGAUAAGCAUGUUGUAAUGCUGCUGUUUACAAAAUUAAAACAAUCCAUGAAAAUUUGUUUAAAAUAUAUUUAAUGGGUUCCCACAUCAUUAAUAAUUGUCAAAUACUGUACUGUGCUUUUCUACAGAACUAUUUCAAAAUGCAUUCUAAGUAAUGUUUAUGGAGCAAAAUUAAAAUGUCUGCAUAUCAUAUGCUUGAUAUCUACCAGAACUUGACUAGAGGUUUGACAGUCCUUUGGAUUAUUUUGCAAACCUAUACCUUUAAUAAACUUUAUUUUUCCAA
Molecule: messenger RNA, 2418 nt
Organism: Procambarus clarkii (red swamp crayfish)
Lineage: Eukaryota; Metazoa; Arthropoda; Malacostraca; Decapoda; Cambaridae
Product: cyclin-dependent kinases regulatory subunit
Biological process (GO): regulation of mitotic cell cycle
Cellular component (GO): SCF ubiquitin ligase complex; cyclin-dependent protein kinase holoenzyme complex
Molecular function (GO): histone binding; cyclin-dependent protein serine/threonine kinase activator activity; protein kinase binding
Source: RefSeq, a predicted model, not a curated record